Molecule: messenger RNA, 1524 nt
Organism: Sycon ciliatum
Lineage: Eukaryota; Metazoa; Porifera; Calcarea; Leucosolenida; Sycettidae
Product: peptidyl-prolyl cis-trans isomerase D-like
Exons: 11
Coding region: 123-1265 (380 amino acids)
Biological process (GO): protein peptidyl-prolyl isomerization; protein folding
Molecular function (GO): protein binding; peptidyl-prolyl cis-trans isomerase activity
Source: RefSeq, a predicted model, not a curated record
GGAGAAACUUUCAAAAAGCACAAACAAAACUUACUCUUGUGUUGCACUACUCGGCACCAGACUUUCACGAGUUGUGUUCAUCCACACGCAGUCGGAGCGCAGUAGCAUAGAGCACCACAGCCAUGGCGGAAACUAAAGCCAACCCCCGGGUCUUCUUCGACAUCGGUAUGGAUGGAGAGAAAGUUGGCCGAAUUCUGUUUGAAUUGUAUGCCGACGUUGUGCCAAAGACAGCAGAAAACUUCCGAGCUCUGUGUACCGGCGAGAAAGGUGUUGGUAUUGCUGGAGCACCACUGCACUACAAGGGAUGUCCUUUCCAUAGAAUUAUUCACAACUUCAUGUGCCAGGGUGGUGACUUCACCAAUCAGAAUGGCACGGGCGGUGAAUCUAUUUACGGCGAGAAGUUCGAGGAUGAGAACUUUGAGAUCAAGCACGAGAAACCCGGUCUCCUGAGCAUGGCUAACAGCGGGCCUGGCACCAACGGAUCGCAGUUCUUCAUCACCACCACGGAGACGCCGCACUUGGACGGCAAGCAUGUUGUGUUCGGUGAAGUCACGAAGGGCAUGGGCAUUGUACGCGCCAUGGAAAACUGCAAGAAGAUUGGCGAAGGACCUGCCAGGCCCAUCAUCAUUGCAGAUUGCGGUGAGAUAUCGGAAGGACAGGACGACGGUUGUGUCAUUGAUGACGGUACUGGUGACACUCUGAACCCGUUCCCCGAAGACAGCGACUUUGACUUUAUUAAGGGCGUUGAUGUUGUGUUAGAAGAGCUGGGCAAAGUGCGUCUGCUCGGUAAUGACCUGUUCAAGCAGCAGCGGUACGAGGAGGCCCGUGCCAAAUACAGCAAAGUUGUUAGGUAUAUUGAACACAUGUCUGAAUUGAAUGAGCUAGAUCACAGCGGUGAUGAGGAAGGUGAACAGGCAUUGGACCGUGGCAGUGAGCUGAUCGACAAGUGCCGGGCUAUCUCCACUCCCACACAACUUAACAGGGCGGCAUGUUGCUUGAAGUUGAAGGACUGGGACACCUGUGUACAUGAUUGUACCGAUGUAAUUGAUCUAGAGGACGACAAGGUCAACAUCAAGGCACUAUUCCGUCGUGGUCAGGCGUAUCUCGAGCAGAAAGACCUAAAUGCUAGUUUGGCUGACUUUGAGGCUGCACAUAAGGCAAGCCCAGAUGACAAAGCUGUUCUUGGAUGGCUGCGGAAGGUGAAAACCAUGCAGCAGGAACUGAAGGACAAGGAAAAGAAAAUGUACCAGAAAAUGUUCGCCUGAUUGCGUCAAAGCCAGCCAACCCCCUGCCCUGCAUGUAGACGCCGGAGACAGCAGGGCUGCGGCACCUUUCAUACUGUCUUAAAAAAUUUCCUGCUCAUGUUUUCAUGCUGGCUUUUCCUCUCUCUCUUGGUAUUUUUGCUUUCAACCGAAACAUAUUUUCAUUGUACAUUGAGUUUUGUAGUGCCGUAGACACCUGAAAUAUGAACUUGAAAAAUUGAAACAGAAAAUUUUAACAAAAACAGAAAUGAUAUGAACGUUA